UAAUGGGUGGAUUAACUGAUAUUUUAUUUUCUAUUUGUGCUGAGUAUUUCAGAGGAUUGUUUUGUUCACUUCAAGGAUUUUUGGUGUUGCAUAAAAUUGAUAAUCCGCCUGUUUCGAGCAUUGUAACCGAACAUCGACGACAACAACAACAAAAAUCGACAACAUCUUUCCAAACAGUACUCGAAAAACGCAGACAACAAGAACUCGAAAAGCGUUGCAGUAAACCUCCACAGCCUGAACAAAUAAAUAAAGUUUCAACUCCUAAACGUAUUAUUAGGUGCGUCUGUGCCAACAUUGCCUCCGUUCUCCUCGUUUUGUCAAUUGCUUAUUUUGUAAAUUUUGCUGGGCAAAAUACUCUAUUUUCUUCAUUUGUCAGUUGCUUGGGAUCUUCUGUGCUUAUUCCUGUAUUGAUUGUUGUUCGGCUGCUAUCGAUUCUCUGGUUCGCCGAUGUUGCCGGUGCAGCACUCCGUUACCGUGGGCAAACAGGCCAAAAAAUUCCAGAUUAUGCUCGGGCCGCUUCCGAUUUUGUUCAUGCAAUUAUUGUAGAAUUAGUUUUUUUAUUCCAAGCAAUGCUGUUUUUUAAUAUUAAUUUGCCUAUAAUUUCUUCAAGUCUUGGAUUUAUUUAUAUGGCAUUGCUAAAUUCUUUGUAUAGUUUUGACUAUAUUUGGAUGAGUAAUGGAGUUAAUUUGAAUUCCCGUAUUGCCCUAAUCGAACGUCGUUGGCCCUUUCAUCUCGGUUUUGGCACAAUUUUAACAAUUGCAACAAAUUAUUCUUCAAAUUUUAUAAUUUCUGGAUGUAUUUUUGGAGCUUUAUUUCCCUUCUUUAUUGUCAGUUCUUGUUUGGUUGACACAGAAAUUCUCUCAACUUUAAAAGGAAAUAAUAAUAAAUUAAAUUUCCCGGCGAUUCCAUUUUAUUGUAUUGCUCAAAAUAUAACAAACAAAUUGUCUUUGGCAAUUUUUGGAAGAUUUUUUUGA
Messenger RNA from Meloidogyne enterolobii, 974 nucleotides. Lineage: Eukaryota; Metazoa; Nematoda; Chromadorea; Rhabditida; Meloidogynidae. The record is from the annotation of a GenBank genome assembly.